AUGGCAGAAGAGGGCAUUCCUAGCCCUACUUCGGUUAGUUCACCCGGCCUUUCGAAAUUUUUGAGAGCGAAGAGCUGGGUAUCAGCUGCCAUCAGCGAUGCAGGUCCUUCCUCGCCUGUAGGGGAUCCAACUACGCAGCAUGCAGAAGUUUCUUUUAAUCGCGUUCGAGUGGCUUCACUUCCUGUAGAGAGACGAAGUUCCGGGACGUCAUCGAGAGGCUCCAGAGGCUCCAGCAAGGCGAAGAUCGAGGAGUUUACGCUGCACAUGACCCUCGAGCGUCUACGAGCAUUCUAUGGUGUGCUUCGACUGGGGUUGUAUAUGCUUGCUUCCGGCGUGCUCUUGACCGUUCUGGCCGAACUUCUUUGGCGGUUUCUCCCACCUGGACGGCUUGCUGAAUGGAUGAUUUCAGCUCUUUCCGUUGUUUCCUGGCUUCUCAGCGCCUUGACCGUCGCAAUUGCAUCUACUUGCCCUAUGGAAGAGCUGGACAUUGCCAGCUUCAUCGACUCCAGACCGGGCCUGUGUUUCUUCAUGGCGCUUCCUCCAGCGUUGACAGCUUCCACGCGGGUUUCGGAGCUCCCGAUUCCCCGCAUCCUCUCGGUCAUCACAGUCCUGGGGCUGGUGUGCAGAGGAUUUUUCGGGCUCCUUCGACGUGGUCAGUCUCUUCCUCUACCUACCUCGGUCGUGCUGUUGGAGUUCUGGUGUUUGGACGUGAUGGUCUCAUCGAGCAUCAAUGGGAUGGCGAGGGCGGGCAUACCAGGAACAACGGAAAUCGUUCUCGGCAUGUUUGCGGCCUUUGGAAGCGCGUUGAUCGUGAUGCUCUGGGUGGUGCGGGCCGCAAGUACUAUCCGAUUCUACGUGGCUACUCACCUUGCCUGCGGUUACAGUGGCUUCUACUUUGCUUGCCGCGCCUACGACCUGGCGACUGGGGUGAAGCAGUGGGAUGAAGGCCGGCAAGUGGACAUCGCCAUUGCAGCGGCUGUCGGGAUGGCGACGGUCACACUGCUGCCGCAGAUUCUCGUUUUCCUUGUGGGUCGACGACGACUCUUCCACGUCCUGCGCAACAAGGUUGAGCAGAGCAGAAAUCGCCAGUUACAGAGUGGUGCCUUUAUGGCCAUGCUUCUGGAUUCGUACGUCGUCCAGAAGGGGCAGCCAUGGUGGCUGCGGCAUGAUACCCCGGAGCUACAGGCAGAUGCGGAGACGACGAACGUUAACAACAAGCCGCGGCAGUUCCCGCACGCCGUCGGAAUGGAUUCGAAGCUGUCAGUCUCGGCGGAGUCGCUGGCAACCCCGCCAUCGCUGAUGCCCGAGAUGGACAUGGAGUCAAGACCUGACUUCAUCAGGGCCAGGGUCGCGCAGGUCUCGCAAGACGGGAGCGUUUUCUGGGUCCAGCCCGAGUUCAGCACUCAGUCUGUCAGGGUGGACCGGAAGCAACAGGUGAUCCCGUGGCCACAGCUGCUGGAGGUCGGCCGGAAGAACCUGCGCUGCAUAGACUGGAAGAAGCAGUACGGCGAGCUCUGGACCGAGAACGCCGGGGCCGCCGGCUUCAAGCUUUCUCGGCCGGUGGGGCGGGGUGAGACCAUCGACUUCUUCGUCUCCCACUCCUGGAGCGACAGUGGCACUCGAAAAUUUCGAGCGCUCAGCUACGUCGCCGAGGAGUUUUACGUCCGGCACGGCCGGCACCCAACCUUCUGGGUGGAUAAGUUCUGCAUCGAUCAGACCAGCGUCGAGGACGGACUCCGAGUCCUGCCGGUGAAUGUCAUGGCUUGUAGCAAAGUCUUGGUUCUAUGCGGAAAUACAUACCCAUCGCGCCUUUGGUGUGCAUGGGAGCUUUGCGUCCUCCUGUCCUUCAUGUCUUUGCAGACCGCCCUCACACGGCUGGUGGUCUUCCCGUUCAGCCACAAUGCGUUGCAGAAGCUUGCUCGCUUCGACUUGAUGCAUGCGCGAUGCUACGAUCCUAACGAGGAGCUGCGACUUCGCCGGGUUAUUUCCGCGAUCGGGCAGCUCCAGUUCGAGAACAAAAUCCAAGCACUCGGGCAGCUGAUCUUGGACCGCGAGACGGGCCUGGCAUCCGGACUUCUGAUGCAGGGAGGAAGUGGCUCCUGGAGCGACACUGAUCCGGAGGUGGAAGAAGACCGAAACGCGGUGCCUGAGCUCGAUGUUGUGGACGAAGCUUCGAUGGAAGACUGCAGCAGCAGUUUGUGCCCGUCCCCAACAGAUGAUGCCUUUCUCCGGCAAUUGGAGCAGGGCGACUACCUGCGACAGGUGGAAGCACCUCUCGAGGAGGUGGCAGAGCUCUGCCGAAGAGCUGAGAGGGGCGACUCAAUCUCCUUCGAGAUCUUGGGUGCAGCCUCGGCCUCGCUGCGGCCCUCGAAGGAGGAUGCUGGGACAGGGAUCGCACCAGAAGAAGCCCGAGACACCAUACCAGCCCAGCGGUUCAGAGGAAACUUCAGAAGCAAAGAGUCUACGGAGCUGAGAAAAGUCAGACUUUACACCUACAACAAGAGGGUUCCAUGUUUGCGUUGUGCACUCCGCCAUCCCAUGCUGGAUACGGAGGACGAGGAUGACCGAGCAUAUUUUGAGUUCGAGGUUCAGGAGAGAUGGAUCACGAGCCUACCGGCCUUGGUCGGCCUUACGAUCCUGAGCCUCUUCAAUGUCUGGUUUGCCGUGGAGGCCUUUGGCCUCCGAAGAAUUCCGCUGAUGGACGCUGCCAUCGCGAACUUGUUGGUGGCUUUCAUCCACAACGGCUACGUCGUCGCUUGCCGAGUCAUCUUCGGAGCUGACAAAUUCUGGAAGCUCUCUUGCGUCCGGGUAGAAGUCACCCUCAGCUUCGUGAAGCUGGCAGGAGCUGUGUUGGUGCUUGUUUUCGUCCUCCUGGAGAAGAAGGACUUGUUCUCGUUACACAUGGUUUCUUUGUACUGGGUGCUCUUCGUGACUGCGCUGAUUCUUCCCAGGUCUGCUUUGAUCCUUCACUCCUGGCUCGCCUGUCAGAGACUGGCACGGCGGACUGUUUCGCAGAAGCGCAAGCGCUACUGUAGCGAUGGCUUCGAUCUGGACCUGAGCUACAUCUCCGAAAGGAUCCUUGCCAUGAGCUUCCCGGCGCAGGAUCUGGAGGCGAGAUUCCGUAAUCCUCUUCCAGAGGUGCGCAGCUUCCUGAACCAGCAUCAUCCAGAUCACAGGGUGUAUAACCUCUGCCGGGAACCUGACAGGAGGUACGAUGAGAAGAGCUUUCAUGAGGUCUCGACCAGGAUUUGCUUCUACGACCACACGCCUUGCCCCCUGGAGCAACUGCUUGAGCUUGUCGAAGACCAGCACAGGUACUUGUCUUCAGACACUGGCAGAGUGGUGGUUAUCCACUGCAAGGCCGGCAAAGGCCGCACGGGCCUGGUCUGCACAUGCCUACUGUUGAGAGAAGGUUUGGAGAUGACUGCCAGCGAGGCUCUCUCCACCUAUGCAGAUCGCCGCACACACAACCACAAGGGCGUGACCAUCCCCAGCCAGAUACGGUAUGUGCAGUACUACGAGCAGUGUCUCCGGGAGCGACGCCUGCGAAAGUGGGAGACAGUCUACCUGGAGAGGGUGUGUCUUGAAAACAUAGUGUCUCCGGGGCGGUGCAGCAGAUGCUCGAUACAGGUGCAGGUCCUCGAUGUGGACCGCCGGCUGCUAUUGCAGUCAGCCUGGACGGCUCUUUCAGAAAGCAUCGAAGACGAGGACAGCCACUCAGAGGCGGAGUCAAGCCACCUCCAAGAGGGCUUGCUGGUCCUCGAGCUGGACGGGCCGGAGCUCCCCGCGGACUUUCAUGUCAUCCUGAGAGCGCGUUGGGAGGAGUUCUGCGGCUGCGGUCGCGCUGAAACGGUGAAACUCUGCUCGUUCUGGCUGAAUACCGGCUACGUCACAGAGGAGAUGCGCCUGCACAUGUCCGAGCUGGACUUCGCGAAACCCACGCCGCCGAGCUUCGAUGAUUAUUCCGUGAUCUGCUGCUUCCAUUGCUGCAAUCCGAUGGAGGCCAAGACUCCUUUCUACGAAGUUACAGAAGAGGAGUUCGAGAGGCUUUGGCUUUCGGGUGCCGUCGAUGGUGCCAGCGAGGUGGAAGAUGAGGUCUACGAGAUUUCCGAGGAGGACUUUGACCGCUUGCUGAAGGCUGGGCAGCUGCAGCUCGCUCGCCUCGAGGCCAUGGACAACGAUGCCUCGGCUGUGGACAUCCAGGCUCGUCGGCCGACAAAGCGGCCACGGCCAAGGGGCGUGCUUCCCGAUGAGGUGCUGGUCUCUUCACUUCCAACGCCGCUGGUGCUGAGGCCGCCACCGUUGACCGCGCCGUCAGCGCCGGCCAG
Symbiodinium necroappetens is the source of this 4328-nucleotide messenger RNA. Lineage: Eukaryota; Dinophyceae; Suessiales; Symbiodiniaceae. The record is from the annotation of a GenBank genome assembly.